AUGCACAGAGCAGCGUCGCCAGCGCUCUCGGAGAAUGAGGUCGACAUCUCCAAGGGACUAUUUGGCAAAGGAGCAGGAUACGCCUCGGACAGCGAAGCAGCUUCAGAUGCUGGCGUGGAAGACGAGGCGAGCGCGCAAGAUGGAGGAAGCGAAGAUGAAGACGAGGCUUUCAUCGCCGCGACACAGGCCGCUGUCAACCGCAAAGGCGAUGGCAAGGCGGCGAAGAAGACUGGAGCGUUUCAGUCUAUGGGCUUGAACGCGCAUCUGCUCAAGGCGAUCCAGCGAAAGGGCUUUACGGUGCCAACGCCGAUCCAGAGGAAGACUAUACCGAUGAUACUGGAUGGACAAGAUGUCGUCGGCAUGGCGAGGACGGGUUCUGGCAAGACGGCGGCGUUCGUCAUUCCUAUGAUCGAGAAGCUAAAGUCGCAUUCGGCCAAGGUUGGCGCGAGAGCUGCUAUCUUGUCGCCGUCCCGCGAACUGGCUCUGCAGACGUUGAAGGUGGUUAAGGAGAUGAGCAAGGGCACAGAUCUGCGGACUACUUUGUUGGUAGGUGGUGACAGUCUCGAAGAACAGUUCAGCAGUAUGGCAAGCAACCCGGACAUAAUUAUCGCCACGCCCGGCCGAUUCGAGCAUCUUAAAGUCGAGAUGCGCUUGGAGCUUUCAAGCGUGCGGUAUGUGGUCUUCGAUGAGGCAGACAGGCUGUUCGAGAUGGGGUUUGCGGCGCAACUGCACGAGAUCAUGCACUCGUUGCCUCCUUCCCGUCAGACACUGUUGUUCUCCGCUACGCUGCCGAAGUCGCUUGUGGAGUUUGCACGAGCUGGUUUACAGGACCCGAAGCUCAUUCGCCUGGAUGCAGAAAGCAAGAUGGCGCCUGAGCUGCAGAGUGCAUUCUUCACAGUGAAGCGUGCCGAGAAGGAGGGUGCGCUGUUGCACAUAUUGCAGGAUAUCGUAAAGAUUCCUCCUGGAGCCACCGAAGCAACUCGACGAUUGAAAGAGCAAAAGACGACUGGUGGCAAGAAGCGGAAGCGAGGCGCAGAUGGUCCAGUGCCCGGCGAGAGCCCAUCACCGCACUCCACGGUUGUCUUCGUUGCUACCAAGCAUCAUGUUGAAUACCUCGCUGGCCUACUGAAAGCUUUAGGCUAUGCUACCUCCUACGUAUAUGGCUCUCUGGAUCAGACCGCCCGGAAGAUGCAAGUGGAAGACUUCAGAACUGGCAUGACAAACAUACUUGUUGUCACGGAUGUCGCAGCCCGUGGACUGGAUAUUCCAGUGCUCGCAAACGUCAUCAACUAUGACUUCCCGUCGCAGCCAAAGAUUUUUGUGCACCGUGUCGGCCGAACAGCGAGAGCCGGUAAAGCCGGGUGGAGUUACAGCUUAAUUGCUGAACACGAUCUAGCUUACCUUUUGGACUUGCAACUGUUCUUGAGCAAGAAACUUGUGGUCGGACGUGUUCGCAAAGAAGAUGGAAUGUUCAAGAACGACAUCGUCGUGGGUGCCAUGGUUCGAGACAAGGUCGAGCGCUGCUGCGAAGAGGUGAGCAAAAUCAUUGAAGACGAUGAAGACCUUAUCUCGACUCGAGAAGUUGCCGGCAAAGGCGAGAAGCAGUAUCUGCGCACCCGCAAUUCUGCGUCUGCAGAAAGUGUCAAGCGUGCCCGACCGCUUGCGCACGGCGAGACGGCGAAAGGCACUAAUAUGCUAUUCGAGCCCGACGAAGACGCCGACGCCGAACAGCAGAGGCUUGAUAUGCUUGCGAGAGUGAGUGGCUUCAGACCGCAGGAGACUGUGUUUGAGAUUGGCAGGAAAGGCAACAGCAGCACUGCUGCGGAUAUCAUGCGGAAGCGUAGGGCAAGAAUAGAGCCCAAGCACCAAGCUGAUAAAGACGAGGAGGAUCUCGAAGACGCUCCACCAACCAACGGGACCGCAGACAUCGACGUCGAGUCAGACGACGAACUCAUGCUCACCCGCCCGGACGUCGACAUGGACGAAGCCUCCGAAGACGAGCUCGACCUCACCUUUACCAAACCUUUUAAUCCCAGCAACAAGUCCAAGUCCACCACCUACCAAGACUCCGAACACUUCAUGGGCUACACGCCCACCACCCUCAACCUCGCCGAAGACCGCGGCUACGGCGUCGCCUCCGGCGGCACCAACUCGUCCAACUUCGUCUCCGCCGCCGCAGACGCCACCAUGGACCUCACAAACGACGAGUCGAAAUCCUUCGCCGAGCCCUCCCGCUCCCGCGGUCUCCGCUGGGACAAAAAGGGCAAGAAGUACGUCUCCAAAGCCCACGACGACGACGGCUCGAAGAGCAACACCAAAAUGAUCCGCGGCGAGAGCGGACAGAAACUCCCCGCCUCCUUCCGCUCUGGCCGUUUCGACGCGUGGCGUAAAGCGAAUCGCGUGGCUCGGCUACCGAAGGUUGGAGAAAUGGAGCGGAGCGGGGCGCAUUUUGCGCAAGGUGGAGGGGAGGGGAAGCGGUUCAAGCAUAAGCAGGAGAAGGCGCCGAAGCGGGCGGAUAAGUAUCGAGAUGAUUACGAGAGCAGGAAGAAGAGGGUGGCGGCGGCGAAGGAGAGGGGUGGGGAGGGCAAGGGAAAGAGUGAGUUGAGGGGUGUAGAGGAUGUGAGGAAGUUGAGGCGGGAGAAGGGGAAGAGGAGGGAGAAGAAUGCUAGGCCGAGUCGGAGGGGUUGA
Messenger RNA from Saxophila tyrrhenica, 2688 nucleotides. RefSeq names its product ATP-dependent RNA helicase dbp10 (gene DBP10). The record is from RefSeq and is a predicted model, not a curated record. Gene Ontology annotation, cellular component: nucleus. The transcript has a single exon. Gene Ontology annotation, molecular function: RNA binding; ATP binding; RNA helicase activity. NCBI's taxonomy places the organism in Eukaryota, Fungi, Ascomycota, Dothideomycetes, Mycosphaerellales, Extremaceae. Bases 1 to 2688 code for a protein of 895 amino acids.